This is a messenger RNA of Pyrenophora tritici-repentis Pt-1C-BFP, 682 nucleotides long. NCBI's taxonomy places the organism in Eukaryota, Fungi, Ascomycota, Dothideomycetes, Pleosporales, Pleosporaceae. The record is from RefSeq and is a predicted model, not a curated record.
ACUGUGAUAAUUGCAGCACCACACACACCUGCGACCACCACAACCCGACAAAAUGGCCAACCCCCGCAUUGAAGAGCUGCCCGACGAGCCCGAGAAGAAGAACGUCCAGAUUGAGGAGGAUGAGUCGAGCGACGAGUCUGAGGCCGACGAGGGCGAGGUCAACGCCCCCGCCGGCACCUCUGUCGCUGUCCACUCGCGCAACGAAAAGAAGGCUCGCAAGGCCAUUGCCAAGCUCGGAUUGAAGCACAUUGACGGCAUCACCCGCGUUACUCUUCGCCGACCCAAGAACAUCCUCUUCGUCAUCAGCCAGCCCGACGUAUACAAGUCCCCUUCCAGCAACACCUGGAUCAUCUUCGGUGAGGCCAAGAUCGAGGACUUGAACUCCCAGGCCCAGGCCUCCGCCGCCCAGCAGCUCGCCCAAGCAGAGGCCGCAACCCACGGUGACCACGCCGGUCACGACCACGGCGACGAGUCCACCAAGGGCAAGGCCAAAGCUGUCGAGGACAAGAAGGAGGACGAGGAGGAAGAGGAUGACGGUGAGGAGGUUGACGACUCUGGUCUUGAGGCCAAAGACAUCGAGCUCGUCAUGCAGCAGGCCAGCGUCUCGCGGAAGAAGGCUGUCAAAGCUCUCAAGGAGAACGACAACGAUAUCGUAAACUCCAUCAUGGCCCUGAGCAUAUAG